UUGGGCUGGGGCAGUUCAGUUUACAGCCCAAGCGCAACAAGUACUGUAAAACCCGAGGACUUCGUCGCUGGAAUCAGAAACUCCUUUUUCCCCUAGCCUCAAACAUGGAAAACCCUGGAUCACCCCCCAAAGAGCAAGAGCCCGAAGCGAAGAAGCUCAAAAUGUCAGCCACCGCCUCCGACGACGACGACGACGCCACCUGCCCACCAGCAGAAAGAAAGCAAAGGUUCAAGCGCCGCAAGAUCGCCAUAUUCUUCGCCUACUGCGGCGUCGGCUACCAAGGCAUGCAAAAGAACCCGGGGGCCAAGACCAUCGAGGGCGACCUCGAAGAAGCCCUCUUCUUCUCCGGCGCCGUCCCCGAGCAGGACCGCGGCUGCCCCAAACGGUUCGACUGGGCUCGGUCCGCUCGGACGGAUAAGGGCGUCAGCGCCGUCGGCCAGGUGGUCUCAGGCCGCUUCUACGUCGACCCGCCCGGUCUAGUCGAUCGGCUCAACUCGAACCUCCCUUCCCAGAUUCGGAUUUUCGGGUACAAGCGAGUGACGGCGUCUUUUAAUGCCAAGAAGUUCUGCGAUCGGCGUAGGUAUGCCUAUCUUAUACCCAUUUUUGCGCUUGAUCCUUCCUCACAUCCCAAUAGAGAGACUGUUUUGGCUAGUUUGGGUUCUGAGAAUGAGCUUCCUAAGUGCUUGGAGUGCUCAGAAAGAGGCCGUAAAGUUGUAGGAGUAACGGGUAAACGCAACUUCGGAUCCAGUGCAGUUGAUUCCGAAAAUGCGAUUCCUGAAUCCGUUAUUGAUUCAGGCAUUUCGUCGAGCAAUGGGAGUGCAAUAGUGAAAAGUGAACUUCAACACCUGAAUGAGAAACUUUUGGAUAAAGAUGUGAUUUCUGAAUCCGUUAUUGAUUCAGGCAUUUCAUCGAGCAGUGGGAGUGCAGUAGUGAAAUGCGAAGUUCAAGAGGUAAAUGAGCAGCCUUUGGAGAAAGAUGACAGUAGCAAUAGAGAUUCUGAUGAACACAAGAUGUGUUUGGGCAAUGGAGCUGGAGCAAAUGAGGGUGGCUAUUUAUCUGGGGAAAAGAAAGCUGAAGCCAAGCAGUUGGAUGAGUGUGUAAACAAUGAGAAGAGGCCCGAAGAUGAAGUCCAGCAGUUGAAUGACUCUGGAAAUUAUGAGAAGAGACCUGAAAAUGAAGCCCAGCAGUUGGACGAGUGCGGAAAUGGUGAGAAGAGACCUGAAAAUGAGAGUCAAUUUUGUUACGGGGAGAAGGAGAAAGAAAGAUUUAACAGAAUUCUGAAGUGUUACGAGGGGACCCACAACUUCCAUAACUUCACAACCAGAACCAAAGCUGAAGAUCCCUCGGCGAGGCGCUACAUUGUCUCCUUCAACGCAAACACCACCAUUAAUGUUCAAGGAAUUGAAUUCGUCAAGUGUGAGGUUGUUGGGCAGAGCUUCAUGCUUCAUCAGAUUCGGAAGAUGAUUGGUCUUGCGGUUGCAAUCAUGAGGAACUGUGCUCCUGAGUCAUUGAUCGAAACAGCUCUACAACGGGAUGUUAACAUAAAUGUGCCAACAGCUCCGGAGGUUGGUUUGUAUUUGGAGGAAUGCCUGUUUGCGUCCUAUAAUCAGAAAUGGAAAGACAGUCAUGAAGAGUUGUCUAUGAAAACUUACGCAGAGGAGGCCCAAGACUUCAAAAUGAAUCACAUAUACUCGCACAUAGCAUCGACAGAACACAAGGAAGGCGUCGUGGGCCUCUGGUUGCAUUCGCUGAACCAUCGCAACUAUCCUGAUUUACUCCUUAAUAAUGGAGAAGCCUCUUACUUAAACGAGUCGGCAGGGCAGCAAAUACCAUUAUCUAGCAGCCAGUAGAUUUUCAGAACUCCAAUCUGCUUUUACAUAACUAUAUAUUUAACCUGCAGAAACAUUUUGUCCGAUUACUUGUGGUGUAGCAGAAAAAUGUGCUUUCUGCUUAUCCAUCUAAUGCCUAUAGAGCUCUAGCCUAUCUGUCUCUUCUUUCUUUCCUGUAUCAGGGCUCUGUUAUGUUGCCCAAUGUUACCCGACGCAGGCUUCCAAGGGGGGGGGUGGGUGUGUGGGUCUGACUCGCCCCCCUCCCCCCUCUCAAUUUAUGUUGCCCGCCCGAGUAACUUUGAAGGCAUUCUUAAAGACAUUAUCUGGGUUUGUAAUUUUGUCAAGUUUUGGGGGUAUUAUUGCAGUUUUCCUAAAUUUUAAUAAGCUAGCAGAGGAGAUCUUCCUUUGCUUUUUCUUGUGUUAUUAUUACUAUUAUUAUAUCAAGUGAUUCCUCAGAAUAGAAUAAAACUGUGGACUCCGAAGAAAAAUCCAUGCCACCACCUUAUGGCUAUGGGUUCGAAUGUGAUAUAAUCUCAGCAUUACGAUUCUAUGAAAUUUA
Molecule: messenger RNA, 2388 nt
Organism: Diospyros lotus (date-plum)
Lineage: Eukaryota; Viridiplantae; Streptophyta; Magnoliopsida; Ericales; Ebenaceae
Exons: 2
Coding region: 105-1850 (581 amino acids)
Biological process (GO): tRNA pseudouridine synthesis; mRNA pseudouridine synthesis
Cellular component (GO): nucleus
Molecular function (GO): RNA binding; pseudouridine synthase activity
Source: RefSeq, a predicted model, not a curated record